AUGGAGUUCACCAACGGGACAGUCCAGGAAUUCAUUUUGCUGGGCUUUGAAGUUGGACAGUUUCAACGACUCCUGCUCCUCACCUUUUUCACUUUUCUUUACAUGCUCACCGUAGCUGAGAACAUCACCAUCAUCAUGUUGGUGCAUCUUGACACCCACUUGUCCCGGCUUCCCAUGUACAUCCUCCUGAGCAACUUCUCCUGGCUGGAGAUCUGCUAUGUGAGCACCACUGUGCCUCGCAUGCUCUUAGACCUGGCAUUGUCCAACAAGAUGGUCUCCUUCAGUUCCUGCUUCCUCCAGUUCUACAUCUUCUGCUCUCUUGGCAGUACCGAAUGCUUCUUCCUUUCUUCUAUGGCCUUGGAUCGGUACUUGGCCAUCUGCCACCCACUGCGAUAUCCACAGCUCAUGCCCCCAAAUUUUUGCUACAUCUUAGUAACUGUUUGUUGGGUCCUUGGCUUCCUGGCAUGUUUUGUCCCAGUCACACUGAUCUCCCAGAUGUCUUACUGUGGUCCUAACAUCAUUGAUCAUUUUUUGUGUGAUCCGGGCCCAAUUCUGGCUUUGGCUUGCCCCCCAUUUCCAAAAGCUCCCCUCAUUAGUCAGGUUGUCGUAAGUGUUGUAGUGAUCUUAGGCAACAUUUUGUUUUCUGUGCUGCCCUAUGGUUCUGUGAUUGUCACCUUGAUUAAAAACUCUAGCAAAGGCAAUCGGGCAAAGUCCUUCUCCACCAUAUCAUUCCACUUGUUGGUGUUCACACUUUUCUAUGGCCCAUUAGCAGGGAUGCAUGUACAGCCAGAGGGAAAAACUGAUUCAAAUAUCACUAAGACUGUAACACUCUUCUAUACUGCCUUAACACCCUUUAUCAACCCCAUGAUUUACUGUCUGAGGAAUGAUCAGGUGAAAGAGGCACUGUUCCGAUUAUGGAGGAGAAAGGCGGUCUUUUUGAAAAGUAAAAUUGACAGUGUAAAAAAGAGGAAAGAGUCAGGAAAUAUAUAA
Molecule: messenger RNA, 990 nt
Organism: Heteronotia binoei (common prickly gecko)
Lineage: Eukaryota; Metazoa; Chordata; Lepidosauria; Squamata; Gekkonidae
Product: olfactory receptor 11G2-like
Exons: 1
Coding region: 1-990 (329 amino acids)
Biological process (GO): G protein-coupled receptor signaling pathway
Cellular component (GO): membrane
Molecular function (GO): olfactory receptor activity; G protein-coupled receptor activity
Source: RefSeq, a predicted model, not a curated record